AUUUUGUGCUCUGACAUUUAUUAAUUUGUUGUUCUUUUGUGAAUUUCUUUGCGUCACAUAUUACUUUAUCUGUAUCUCUUUUUUUUUUCGGUUAAAGAAAGCGUCACAUAUUACCUAUAUAUACAAGUAUACUCAGGACAAGUUCUGUAAUGUCCACCAUGGCAAGUGAUGCUCACUCCCUCAAACAUUACUGCUUUGAAGAAUGGAUCAACCUUCAACAAGAAGACCUCUCAGAGCUCCUCCAAGGUCUAUCCCUAAACCCCAACAUCCCAGAGCACCAUGACUCACUGAGUCAACUCACUCAGAAGAACGUCCAACACUUCCAAGAAUACAUUGACAAGAGAAGGCACUUGGCUCGUGACCAUAUCUCAGCCUACUUCGCACCCUCUUGGUGCAACUCACUUGAGAGCUCCCUCCUCUGGAUUGCUGGAUGCAGACCAUCCAUGUUUAUCCGACUCACUUACGCGUUAUGUGGAUUGGAGAUUGAGUCACGACUCACUGAGUUCCUCCAGGGGGCGAGGACCGGGGACUUUGGCGAGCUCACUACGAGUCAAAUCACUCUGGUGAAUAGUUUACAGGGAAAGACUAUUAGGGAAGAAGAUAAGCUGACGACCCGGCUGGCGAGUUUGCAGGAGGACAUAAGCAAGCCGUUGGCGGUGAUGGAGGCGAGUCAGAUCGGUGAGUUGAACCGUGACACGGAUAAGGCACUUGAUGAGCACGGGCUGUUUAUGGCCACUAUGUUGGUGGAGGCUGAUCAGCUGAGGAUGAGCACACUGAAGGAGCUGGUGGGUAUUUUCACACCAAUUCAGGCCGUGGAUUUCUUGGCUGUGACCAAGAAGCUUCACCUUUGUAUGCAUGAGUGGGGUACGAAGAGAGAUGAUCACAUGUAUGGUACAGCAAAGAGUAGAGACAUCAUGUGUGUGGUACUAGGAUCAAAGAGUAUGUUUAAUGUGUGUGUGUGUAUGUAAGUGUGGGGUUUUGUCUUAUUAGUUUGUUUGAAUAAAGACAAGACUUACCACAGCUGAAAUGGGAAAAUUAUAUAUCUAUGGUUUUUGAUAAAUGAGGAAUGGUGAAACAUAUUUAGCUAGGUAGAUUAUCUAUGGACUCUCAAAUAUUUACUGUUAUCUCAUUUGUAAAGUUUUUCAUUACGCUAUUAAUUGAGAUUAUUAUGUAAUUAAACA
Messenger RNA from Camellia sinensis, 1181 nucleotides. Its product is annotated as protein DOG1-like 3. The record is from RefSeq and is a predicted model, not a curated record. NCBI's taxonomy places the organism in Eukaryota, Viridiplantae, Streptophyta, Magnoliopsida, Ericales, Theaceae. Gene Ontology annotation, molecular function: sequence-specific DNA binding. Gene Ontology annotation, biological process: DNA-templated transcription.